This is a messenger RNA of Linum tenue, 1356 nucleotides long. NCBI's taxonomy places the organism in Eukaryota, Viridiplantae, Streptophyta, Magnoliopsida, Malpighiales, Linaceae. The record is from the annotation of a GenBank genome assembly.
CCAUCGCCUUCUUUUUCUUCAACUUUAGUCCCCUUCACUAUCCAACCAACUUUCCAACCCCGAACCCAUCCUUUUCUCCCCUUCGUUGUCUUUUUCCGAUCCUCUGGCCAGAGAGCCUAUCUAUGGAGCCCCUCCUCUGCCUCAACAGUCAUCUCGGUUUAACCCCUACAACACCAUCAUCUUCCCAUACCUUAAGCCCUAAAUCUUUUGACCCAUGGGUAAACCUUAGCCCCACUUUUGAACUGCCUUUGUCCUGCUCACCUGUUUCUCUCCUUCCAUCAUCUCCCGCCUCGUCCCCCCGCCCCUGGGCAUCUUGUAAAUGAGGACGAUCUUCCGUCAGACAUCAUGGAGUAGAGAAUUUAGGGAAGCUCAUUAUAAAAGCUUGUAUGCCCUUGAUUGAAAGAGUUACUAGACGAAUUAGUGGCUGGAAGUCAAAGUCCUUGUCUUAUGCUGGUGAUGGGGCUAGGAAAAAGGCAGUGGUGGCCUGGUCUAGAAUCACUUAUCCAAAAACAGAGGGUGGUCUGGGACUCAGAGACAUGGAUUCAUGGAACUUUGCUUGUGUUAUGAGACACAUUUGGGCUAUCCUACUUAAACAAGGAUCUCUCUGGGUUGCUUGGAUUUGGGGAUAUAGAAUCAAGAGGAUGGAUUUCUGAGCUGUAACUGCUAAGGCAAGUUCCUGGCUAUGGCUAAAGUUGUUAAAGUGUAGAGACAAGCUGAGACCCUGGAUCUCUGUGGAUGCUGAAGGUGUUUAUUGGAAAGGAGUUCAAAUGGAGAAAUUCAGCAUAAAAGAAAGUGUGGGAGGAAGUCGGACCAAAGAGAGGUCCUGUUUCUUGGAGCUCUCUAGUUUGGAAAGGAACAUGUAUUCGCAGAAAUCAGUUCCUAGUUUGGCUUGUUGUGAAUGAUUAUAUAGAAAUCAUGUAUUCCCUGUUUCUUGGUGGUCAGGGUUGCGCCUUCUAUUCUUGCUCCAUGGAGACGAGGUCUCAUGUUUUUGCUGAGUGUCGAGUGUACAGACAACUGCUGAUCAAUGGCUUGAAGAACUUCAAUGGGCAUCCUUGAACUUCAAUAAGAAAACUACUAUCUCUCAGGUUGGGGGUGGGUGGGGGGGGGGGGAGUGAUUUGGCAUGCCUUGAUUGCUACCAUUUGGCGAGAAAGAUGUAAUUUGGGGGACAAGUGUUGGAUAUGAAUGAACGGAUCCUAUUGGUUAAAUGCGAGCUCAGACUGUUUCUUGAUCCAGUGCUAGUUGCGAAGUUUUCUAAUUUACAAGGGUUUAUAGUUGAUACCUUCUGUUUUUUGUUAGUUGAGAUAGAGCAGUAGUUUGUUCUCCUUGUCUAUAGGUCUGAAAUGCUCAGUUGGCAG